GGUCUUAAGAAAUUGGUCCUACGUUUUGGAUUAAUGAACUUUGCAGAGAGGCAUAUCAGUAAACACUGGAAGAUACUCUCCACCUUUGUUAAAGAAAGACAGGAUGCUUUGGCUCCAAGACCAAUCCGAGGACUCGGAAAAAUCAUAGUUAAGGCUGACAGUAAGAUUAUUUUUUGCCUGGAGAAAUCACUGGAUAAAUUGAUCAGCAUUUUUAUCAUCUUUUUAUUGGUUAUGGGAACGUUACUGCUGGCUUUAUUACUUACUGCAAAGGUUCACGAGGAAAGUGUGCACAUGAUCAAAGUCACCAGUAGCCUGAUUAAUGAGACUGUUGCUAACCAUCCUGAAUGGGCAAACUGGCUUCCUGAGGCACAGGUCAUCCAGAAAGCACUAAAUUCUGCUGCUAACAAUGUGUACCAGUACGGAAGAGAGUGGAUAACCCACAAGGAGAUGCCAAAUCCAUGA
Rhincodon typus (whale shark) is the source of this 462-nucleotide messenger RNA. Its product is annotated as transmembrane protein 245. The coding region runs from base 34 to 462 and encodes 142 amino acids. The transcript is spliced from 5 exons. The record is from RefSeq and is a predicted model, not a curated record. Lineage: Eukaryota; Metazoa; Chordata; Chondrichthyes; Orectolobiformes; Rhincodontidae.